Molecule: messenger RNA, 1522 nt
Organism: Ananas comosus (pineapple)
Lineage: Eukaryota; Viridiplantae; Streptophyta; Magnoliopsida; Poales; Bromeliaceae
Product: zinc finger protein AEBP2-like
Exons: 4
Coding region: 877-1314 (145 amino acids)
Source: RefSeq, a predicted model, not a curated record
AUAAAGACUGAAUAAUCACCAACAGCACAGAGAAGCACUUAUUUUUACUCCUCCGCCAACCUUCAUCUGAGUUGUUGGAUAAAACAGUGUCUUCAAGUACUUGUGUUAGUGGGGAUAUCUCACAGUGAGCUCUGAGGGAGAGAUGGCAUCGUACUUGGAGUAUCCAUUCACUGUUGCCUCAGCAUUUGUUAACAGUGAGCAUCACAUUAGGAACCAUGGAGAAUAGACAUUCAAAAGGACUGCAAGUGGGUAUAAUGCCGUUCCAUUUGGAAGCUAGUAAGAGAGCUUGGUCCCCAUUCCCGACUUAAAAAUUCUAUGGAGGUAUUGGAGAAGGAAUAAACUCUACAAACUCCUCGCCACAAGGAUCACAAUGUAAGCCAUGAGCAUCACUGGAAAAUCCUGUUUCAGCCAUUUCUAUUGAGGGUGAUGGUAUCUGGCUUUGGCUUCAAAAGCGUUGCCGCGGGAAACGCACACUGAAUAACUUAUUUCUGCGAGAUAUCGAUCGUAUGUAUUCGUGGAAACGGCAACAGCAAUGUUACUUAAUGCUCUGAAAAAGUUUGGAGUUUGUUGAAUGAUCUCGUGAGCUGUGCUACUGAGCAGUGCAUCAUUUAUUGGGAACACGAGGAGAGCACAUGACUUGUCCACUACAUAAAUGGGUAAUACUUUUUCCGCUCCCCCGUCAACAUUUCUAACGAACACUUCCUCGCGUCCACGCCGCUCGUGUCUCACACCCACGCCUUUCCCCGCAUAGAAUUUCCACAUUUGAGGAAACCUACACCAACCGCAUGCUGAUCCAUCCGUAUAUGUGUGUAUAUAGUAUAAAUCAUCGCCUCGAGGGCCCGGCGAUGUAAUGGGUCGGCUUCGAGCUCGAUCGCGAUGAGUCGAAGCGCUCAAAUCGGCGGUGGCGGCAGUGGCGUUGGUCCUUCGCUUAUCGGUUACGAAGCGAGCGGCGACUCGGAAGAUAAACUCUACGAAGUGAUUGAUAUUCCUAGUGAUGAUGACGAUGAUGUUGAGGUUGCGGAGGACGAACACGACGAUGCAGAAUCGAGCAGUGGCGGCGGCGGCGAUUGGGAGGCCGACGAGGGAGUGAUGUGGUUCAAAAGGAGGGGGGUGAUCGGGACGGGGGAGGCGGAGAACCACCGCAGGGCGAUCGGAGGAGAUGCUGCGGCGGCGACGGAGGCGGUGGAGGGCGAAAAGGGCGGGAAAGAUGCCGCGAAAAAGGAGUCGGAGAAUGAAUUGGAAGAUAAUAGGAGAUUCUGGGAGGCUUGCUUGGCUGAUGAGUAUACGCAGUUCGUAGAUUGCGCCACUUCCUGAAUAAGUGUGGAUUCUAAUAAGCAGCAUACAUAUAUAUAUAUAUAUAUAGGUGAGAAAACAAUUCUUAAUUACAUUCUUUGUUAUUGUGAAAUUCUCACAUGAAUUUUAUGUUUUCUUUUGAGAAUGGUUUCGAUCAUGUGUAAUAAAUUUACAAGAACUGUAAAAAUGCCUUUUAUGAAGAAAAUUUCGCAUGUAGACGUGAGAAGAA